Messenger RNA from Leptopilina boulardi, 636 nucleotides. RefSeq lists its product as uncharacterized. Lineage: Eukaryota; Metazoa; Arthropoda; Insecta; Hymenoptera; Figitidae. The transcript is spliced from 4 exons. The record is from RefSeq and is a predicted model, not a curated record. The coding region runs from base 16 to 549 and encodes 177 amino acids.
UCUGAAUCCAGAGAUAUGAAUAUUUUAAUAAUUAUAAUGGAAAUAAUUAUAAUUAUAAAAAUAACAAGUACAAAAAGUGAAUUUCCAAAUUCAUGGUUUAAUAAUUAUCAUAAAAGAAAUAAUUCAAAAAUUCCAAUUGCUUUUCUAUCCGAGGAUAUUGAUGAUAAUUAUUAUGAUGAAAAUGGAAAUAUUUUACACGAUUUAAACAGAAGAGCUCGUGAUUCAAUGAGGGAGUAUAAAAAUUUAUGUGCAACUGUUACGCGAAGAGUUGAAUUUGAAGAUUCAAUAUUUGAAUAUCAACCACCUCAUUAUCAUGAAAUUUUUUGCAAAAAUCAUGCACCCAAUGAUGGAAAUUUUAAUUCUAUUCAAUUAUCACAACAAAAAUGUGCACAUCCUGGAUUUGAUUGUGUACAAAGAAGUAGAACUAUAUUUAUGGUUAGAAGAAAAUGGGAAAACGAUUGUUGGGAACCAUUUACAAAAGAAAUUGCAAGUGGUUGUGAUUGUAUGUGGCCUGUUUUAACAUUAGGCGACAUAUCAAUUCAUUAUUAACAAAAAAAAAGGAAAAAUCCAAUUUAUUUAAAAAAAAUUGUAAUUUAGAAAAUAGAAGGUAAAAUGAAAAUAAAAUUUUUACUUCCA